GUGCAUGACGUGGUUUACACUUCGAGUAUGAAAAGGCAGGCUUUGCCCCGUCAGCCAGAGAGCGUAGUAGCGCUGCCCGGGUCAGAUGUGUCUUUCAGGGCCCCCUCUGCAGUAAAAGACCCCCACUGGCCGUACGCAGAGGAUCUGGAAGAGUCGUCUGGCAUGAUGGAGAGACUACUGAGAAAGUGUAGAGUCCAGAAUCAGCUGGUGAGGGAGUGCCUGGCGGAAUGCCUUGGAGUCUACAUCCUGAUUCUGUUUGGCUGUGGCUCCGUUGCCCAGGUGACAACCACGGAGGACCAGAAGGGCCAGUACCUCUCCAUAAACCUGGGCUUCGCUCUGGGGACCUGCUUCGGGGUCUUCGUCUCCCGGGGGGUGUCAGGUGCUCACCUCAACCCCGCCGUGUCUCUGAGUCUGUGCUUUCUGGGCAGGCAUCCGUGGAUCAAGCUCCCCUUCUACGUCUUCUUCCAGGUCUUCGGCGCCUUCCUGGCGGCCGCCACGGUCGCCCUUCAGUACUAUGAGGCGAUCCUGUUAUUCGGCAAUGGUCAACUGCUGGUCACGGGUCCCAGGGCGACGGCGGGAAUAUUCUCCACCUAUCCCGCCGGCUACCUCAGUCUGUGGGGGGGCAUCGUGGACCAGGUGAUCGGCACGGCGGUGUUGCAGGUGUGUGUCCUGGCUCUGGGGGACGCUAGGAACUCCCCCGCGCCGCCCGGCUCGGAGCCCGUGAUGGUGGGCGCGGUGGUGCUAGUCAUCGGGGUCUCGAUGGGCUCCAACAGCGGCUACGCCAUCAACCCCGCCAGGGACAUCGGACCACGUCUGUUCACCUACGUCGCCGGCUGGGGAGCCGAGGUCUUCCAGGCUGGAGGUGGCUGGUGGUGGGUGCCCCUCGUGGCCCCGUGCCUCGGGGCUCUGCUUGGAUCCCUGAUCUAUGAGCUGUUCAUUGAGGUGCAUCACCCGGCAGACCAUACCCUGGAUCAGGGGGCCGCAGAGGGGACCAAGGCUCUGGAGCUGGUCGACUCUGUCUCUGACCCGCCAAUGAACAACAAGGGAACCUCGUAAUGGUCACUGAUGUCUUACACCCUUGAGGUGGUCCCAAUGGGUGACUGCUGCAGCUUCUGGAAACACGGUGGUGAAUUUAAGCUUGGUAGGCCUAAUUGUAUAUCUUUGUACAUGUAUAUGACCAUGAUAAACAACUUGUUGCCUUGUGGUAAUGAAUAGUGAUGCAAUGGGUGAUAUAUUUGAAUACGUCCAUGAUCGGUCUAAUAGACGGGUGUUUUGCAUCAGCGCCUAACCGGCGCGUGACUGGUGGUUAACCAGACCAGUUGAUGAAGGGUGAUGCUGUUAAAGGCACACAAAGUCACCAAGAUGAGUUUGGUUCUGCUGUAAGUAUAGAUCAUUAAAAAAUGUACGAUUUGAGAAACCAGCAAGUCUUUUCUCUUUCACACAUUUAUUUUCGAAACAGCACAAAAGUGUAUGGCAUUUCAGCAAGCAGACCACAACCAUGGGAAAGGAAAGGACAAUGAGUUCUCCACUAUUGGGUUAUAUAAAUAUGAUAUGACAUAAAAAGAUACAAAAAAUAUCCAUCCAUAGGCCUCCUUCAGGUCCUAAAGGAGGUUGUUUCACAACAUAUAAAAAAAAAGUAAAGUGAAUACAGCAAGCACUGAUUUUGUAGAUUUGAAAAAUAAAAAAAUGUCUCAAGAUGA
Messenger RNA from Gadus morhua (Atlantic cod), 1700 nucleotides. RefSeq names its product aquaporin 10b (gene aqp10b). Gene Ontology annotation, cellular component: plasma membrane; basolateral plasma membrane. NCBI's taxonomy places the organism in Eukaryota, Metazoa, Chordata, Actinopteri, Gadiformes, Gadidae. The record is from RefSeq and is a predicted model, not a curated record. The transcript is spliced from 6 exons. Gene Ontology annotation, biological process: water transport; glycerol transmembrane transport. Bases 28 to 1056 code for a protein of 342 amino acids. Gene Ontology annotation, molecular function: urea transmembrane transporter activity; water channel activity; glycerol channel activity.